This is a messenger RNA of Onychostoma macrolepis, 339 nucleotides long. It is a transcript of the gene msmb, whose product is annotated as beta-microseminoprotein. The transcript is spliced from 3 exons. Lineage: Eukaryota; Metazoa; Chordata; Actinopteri; Cypriniformes; Cyprinidae. The record is from RefSeq and is a predicted model, not a curated record. The coding region runs from base 1 to 339 and encodes 112 amino acids.
AUGUGUUUGUUGAGAGUGUGUAUUCUUCUCUUCAUGGUGGUCUCCUGUAGUGCCGAGUGCUACAUUCGAAAACCUGAAGUCGAUUUGUCAUCUGUCGAUGACAUAACAAACCAUCUACAAGGUUGUGUGGACUCUGAUGAAGUAAUCCAUGACUUCAACUCUGAAUGGGAGAAGGACUGUUACAACUGUACUUGUGCACUAUUUGGCAUUAGAUGCUGUAACAAGAUCCCAACAGCAAUAGAGCACCCUGAUGAAUGUGAGAUGGUUGUUGACAAAACAACCUGCUCCUUCACUCUAGCACUUGCUUCAGACCACAGCAAACCAUGCCCAUUUGCCUAA